CUCGCGCUGGUGGUGGCGGUGCUGGCGACCGGUGCCGCGGCGGCCAGCGCCGUGCCGGCCCACGAGCGCUGCCUGGCCGGCCGACUGGCAGUCUACCGGCUGGUGCUGCACACGCACUGGACGCGGGCGCGCUUCCCCAGGCACUACCCCGAGUGGCGCCCUCCCGCGCAGUUCUCACCCCUCGUCGGUCGCACGCACAGCCGCGACUUCCGGCUGUUCCGCGAAGGCGAGCUGGCCAGCGCCGGCCUGCAGGUGUUCGCCGAGACGGGCCGCUGGGACGGCCUGCCCGCGGGCAGCGGCGUGCUGGACGCCUUCGACGCGCCGGCCGUGGCCAGCGGUCAGGGCGACACCUCAGCCUCCUGCUUCGUCGACGGCAACCACACUUUGCUGUCCGUGGUGGUUCGCCUCAUUCCGUCACCAGACUGGUUUGUUGGACUGGACAGCCUUCCACUCUGCAAGCAUGGCAAAUGGAUUGACUCGCUCUCAAUAGACCUGCCGCUGCUGGACGCCGGCACGGACGACGGGAUGACGUUCACGGCGCCCAACUGGCCCAGCGACCCGGCCCACCCCGUGUCUCGCAUCACGUCCCGGGAGCCGUCGCACCCCGGCGCCUCCUUCCACUACCCUCACCUCGACCAGCUGCCCGCCAUCGCAACACUGCAUCUCCGUAGGGAGCGGGUGUACAGGCAGAUGGGCUCGGCCGCCAGAAGGCGCCCCGUCGUGCAGCAGCAACAACCGCAGCCGCAGCAUCAGCCGCAAGCGCAGCCCGAAGAGGUGCCGAGCGUGACGCUGCCUCUCGGCCGUGACGUCAGCAACGAGGUGGUGUCCGCCGCCGUCGCCGUCCACACGCGGCGCUUCCGACGCCGCCGCCGCAGGCUGCACAAGGGCACCGCUGCCGGUGGGCAGCACGGCGUGAGGCGGCUGGCGGCAUCGCGCUGCGUGGUCGGCGAGUGGAGCGAGUGGUCCGACUGCAGCGCCUCUUGCGGAGCCGGCGAGUCGCGCAGGAGCCGCGCCGUGCUGAGGACGGGCGCUCGGCCGUGUCCGGCGCUGUCCGAGGCGCGGCCGUGCGCCGGCGUCGCCGCCUGCACGCGCCGCUUCUUCUCCUGGUGACCGGCCGCCCCCGCCGCCGCCCCCGCCCUCAAAUCUCCCACCGACCACUGCCAACGCUGGCGACACACCUCACUGUGGCCGACCGAUUUACUGCAAACGAGGCACAGGCUGGAGAACUGCAGUCAAGGCAGUCUCCUUACUCCAUCGACGAACUGUAAUGUGGCUGUUUACUACUACGUCAUCGCAAUGCACGUUUCACAGAAAUCAUUUAGAAUUUGAUUUCGCCACGUUCCUUUUUCGUUGUCAGGAUGAAAUUGAUGCGGAUAUCAAGCAUCGUGAAUAGAAAUAAGGAAGAUAACUGUAUAGCUAUUUAACUGCACUAAUUACAGACACACUGGAACCAGGCACAUUUUGCAUCACACCGUUUAUGGUCUUGGUCGAAAGCGAGCUGAAUAACACUUCACUUCAGUAACCGGGGUCACGUGGUACAAGAACGUGACACACACCUGUCGUACGUCGUGUCACAGCCCCAACGAACAAAUAUCACAAAAAGUAGUGAAAGGAUUUGUUCCUGUCCACCAUUUCUAGUUAUUUUUCUAAAUCGUUUUUACAAGAUACAAUCGAUGUUGAAAACGUAAUUGUCCUGUUCAUCGAAAGAAGUCGGUGAUUCUCGCGAUUAGAGGAGAUCUUUGCAUACACGUUUCCUGUCAAAAUUAUAAAUAAUUAUAAAAAAUUGCAAUGUUGAAUAGAUCACUAAGUGCGCUUAAUGUCUCCUUCGCUCUCUCUUCUUCUUCUUCUUCUUCUUCUUUUUCUCUCUCUCUCUUUCUCUCUCUCUCUCUCUCGUCACUGUCAUCAUCGCAGCCACUAAACUGGUUUUUCACACUAUCUCAGGUGGCCGCCAAUCACUUGACAAUGGUCUCUAAGUUUUUCCAGAAGUUGACAGGUUGGCGAAAUCAUGGCUUUUAAAUUUCAACAUUUCCAAACAUGUUACUAAAUUGCCGUGCCAGUACUUCAGACUUGUCAAAAGAAGAACGAAGCCAUGCGAGUGGCUGUCUACUUCCUGUGUUUUAUUUACCAGCGCUAAGACGAAAAUGUAUUUCGCCUCCUCCUGCGAAAGAACGUGGGAUAUAUUUCUUGCUAUAUAAGACUGGCUAAAAGCUUCUAGUUAAUAUUAGCUUAAGUGUUGUAUUGUGCAUUUCAUCACGUGCAGUUUUGAAUCAGUAUGAAGUUUUGUCGAAGAAAUCGGCAAUAUGUCACUCUGUAAUAUCUGAUGCGGGUCUAUGAACACGACAAAAUACUCUUGUUAAAAUGUAAACGGCUCCUUAUACAUGAAAUGAUAUCAACAAAACGAUAAAAGUUUUCGAAAUGCACAUGUAAAAAAAAAGCGAAGGUUUUUUCACACCCGGAGCUGGUUCCUGCAGUACUUUUGAGGGUGGUCGCGGGGUACAUACCAUGAAAUUACGUGACGCUUCCACGUAUGCUAUGGAUUCUUAGAAAUGUAC
Molecule: messenger RNA, 2552 nt
Organism: Schistocerca americana (American grasshopper)
Lineage: Eukaryota; Metazoa; Arthropoda; Insecta; Orthoptera; Acrididae
Product: spondin-2-like
Exons: 6
Source: RefSeq, a predicted model, not a curated record